AUGGUUGAGGUGCGCUUUUCGACGGCGCAUGACUAUGAGGUUGUGUCGGAGGAGGGAGAGUACCAGAAGAUCAUCCCGCAGUGGACUCAGCGCUUGCAUCGGGGAUGGGCGAGGCUCAUUCUGGAUAUGGCGGCGUGGGAGGUGCGGCGAGGCGUUGAGACUUGA
Molecule: messenger RNA, 165 nt
Organism: Penicillium riverlandense
Lineage: Eukaryota; Fungi; Ascomycota; Eurotiomycetes; Eurotiales; Aspergillaceae
Exons: 1
Coding region: 1-165 (54 amino acids)
Source: RefSeq, a predicted model, not a curated record